GACUUCCAUGUUUAAGUGCCACUUGGAAAGACUGAACUGACAAAACGUCCUUAAGACUGGAAGAGUGUUCAAUUGUGUGCAAAUCAACAUAUUUUUGAUUGUAUGAAAAAGUAAAUAAAAAGAAGUAAAAAGAAGUUGAUGAUAAACACAAUCUUUAGGAAUGCUGAGGGAAUCCAGAAAGAAAGUAACCUUCCUUGACAAGCCAUCUUUUUUGGGAAACAGUGCAGAUUCCACAACUAGACAGCCUCACUCGAGAGACCCCCAGUCUGUCCUUCCUGAGAUUGUCAGGCAGCAGUCACAGGUGAAUCUCUCUUACAGAAGACUCAGAGACAGAGGAGUUCUGACAACAGAACAAAUCAGGAAGAUUAAGGAGCUCCUUGAGAUAAUCCAGAAUGCUGACAUUCCAGUUUUUGACUCAUUCUGUGCUGUGCUUGGGGAAAUGGGGUGCUGGCAGCUUGUGCAAACACUUCAGGCUGCAGUCAGAGCGAAACUGCAUGCUACAGUCACAUCCGUUAAGAAAAGCAAGACUUCAAAAAAUGUUGUUUUGUGUCAUGAGCAAAACUACAAAGGGGCGAAAGAGGAAAACAAACGUCUGUGCAGAAAAAUGCAGUAUCUGAGACAAGAAUAUGAGAAAAGGUUAUGCAACCUGGAGGGGAUGUUGGUUGAGGCACGAGAGGAGAGAAAGCAGGCAGAACGGGAGAGAUGUGACAGCCAGCAGAAGAGUGCUGAGCUGAGGAGACUCAACACAGAACUCCAGGCACUCAUUGCCAGGCUGCAGUCUUCCUUCGAAGAGCCGGCUGUCAUCACCGAUGUAGGAAAAAUAGACAUGGACUGUCUGCCCAGAUCCAAAGUGUACACUCAUGGAAAUCGCGGUCUGGGCUUGUUCUUGGGUUGAAGGUCAGAUGAUGCUGCCACCAUUGUCAGCGUUCAGUCCCAUCUACCUCUCAUUGGGUGAUCAAUGUUCUUUGGGGAACAGCCAGUCUAGACGAUGAGAAGAACUCUUUACAAACUCUCUAAAAUAGUCUUUAAAUAUUCCUCAUGACAGUACUAAGACUGCACUCCUGAAAUAUGAAAAACCUUUCAAAUCAAAUCAAAGCACUGCACAUGAUUCAUAGAAAAAUUGAUACAAAGUUUUUUAAGAACACGACUACAAAAGCAGGUACAGGUACAAAUGACUACAAAAGGAACGUACAGGUACAAAUAUUUUAAUAUUUUUGAAACAACCACAACAGGAAAAAAAAAUAUUCAAAAUUAUUCAGGAAAAAAAGAUAAUCAUUCCAACUUGGAAGUUAAAAUACUCUGAAUUCCAUUAACAUUGAGAAUUUUAAAAUUUAUAUACAUUUUGUAUUAAAAAAGAUCAAACUUAUGUGUGUGUGGCAAGUUACAACAAAUAUUUGAAGUUUUAUGACAAGAUGUUUAUAUUGUUUUCAUCGAAUUCAGUGAGUACAUUUUAAAAAUUAAUUAAAAAUUUGGAAUGGAAAUUAAAUGUUUGAUUUACAAAUUUAAUUAUACAAUGAAAAACGUUAUCCAAAUAUUACAGGUGUGCCAUCAUAUACCAUUAUAAUUUUCUGAAAAGGGGAAUCAGUCAUAAUUAUAUAUAUUUUUUUUUUGAAGUACAUAAAAAUGUAACCACGCUUAAAUGUAUCAAACUUGAAUGGCUUCAUAAAGUAUAUACAAUAUUUGAACAAAACACUGAACCAAUUCUAAUUCUACAUGUUCAUUUAAACGAAUAUGUGCUGAAAAGAUAAUGUAAUUGUAAAAAAAUUGUGAUCUACUUUGCAAACAGCAAUGUGGUUGAAUUGAAGUCAUAAGACUUUCAGGUAGCAGCAAAAUAUUAUAUUAAAAAUUAAAAGUUUAUCAUGCAUUCUUCAAAAUGUACUGUAUGAAGGUCAAUCAAAAAGUAAUGCUCUGUUGUUUUGAAAGUGUGAACCAAAGAUAAUGUUUUAACAAAAACGAUAACUGUCUGAAACAUUAUUUCAGUAGAUAUUUUGUUUUCAGAAUAUAAAUGUAAGAAUGUAAAGUAUCCAGCAAGUAUCAUUAACUGAUUUAUCCAGCACAGGGUUGUGAGAGACCCUAAACCUGUCCCUGUAAGCAACAGGAGCAAGGCAGGAUACACCAUGGACAAUCACAGGACACGUACAGACACAGACACACAUUCACA
This is a messenger RNA of Lepisosteus oculatus (spotted gar), 2161 nucleotides long. RefSeq lists its product as uncharacterized. The record is from RefSeq and is a predicted model, not a curated record. Lineage: Eukaryota; Metazoa; Chordata; Actinopteri; Semionotiformes; Lepisosteidae.